CAAUUCACAUUUAAUAAGUUUAGAAUCGAUAUAUCAACAGUGUGGAGGCGUGACUGCAGUGUAACGAUUAUAUUAGUAUUAACGGGACGGUUUUCGUUACCGGAUGUACGGGGUUUCUAGGGAAAAUACUAAUAGAAAAAUUGCUUAGGACAUGUGACGUAAAGAACAUUGCGAUUCUUGUUAGAGGUAAAAAUGGUUUAACUGCCAGUCAACGAGCAGAAAAUAUGUUUGAACAAUCUAUAUUUGACGGCCUUAGAACUGAAAAACCCGACUUUAUGACCAAGAUAAAAAUAAUCGAUGGACGUUUAGAAGAAUACUUAUUAGAAAUUUCAACAGAAAAUCGUGAUUGGUUGAUAAAAAAUGUGAAUUUUGUUUUUCAUUGUGCUGCUACCGUCAAAUUUAAUGAAACUCUUCGAGUAGCAACAAAGAUAAACAUUCAAGGAACAGAAAAUAUAUUAGCACUAGCAACGGACAUGAAUAACCUUAAAGGUUUUGUGUAUGUAUCAACCGCUUAUUCACACUGUCCGAGAAAUGAAAUUAAAGAAGAAUUCUAUCACGUUCCAAUAACAGUCAAAGAAUUAAAACAAUUAAUUAAAUUAGAUGAAAAUAUUGACAACGUUUUGGAAGAUUGGCCUAAUACAUACACAUUCACUAAAGCACUCACAGAAAACAUGAUAUUAACGGAAAAAAAACAAUUACCGAUUUCAAUAUUUCGUCCAUCAAUUGUAGGUUGCACGCAAUCUGAACCAGAACCAGGUUGGUUUGAUAGUAUGCAAGGAUUAGCCGCUCUAGUUACUUCAGUCAUCGUUGGAUUUUUAAGAGCAUUACCAAUUUCAAUAAAUAAAAAAGCAGAUUUUGUCCCAGUUGAUUACUCUGCCAAUGCACUAAUUAGUGUAAUGUGGGAUACAGUCAUCAGAUAUAAAAAUAGUGAUGAAAAAAACAAUGAACCAAAAAUCUAUAAUUACGUGUCUAGUUUCGACAGUCCCUUACUUCUGGGCACGUUCCUUGACUAUGUUUAUGAAACUUACUAUGAGGUGCCUCCGUUACAAUCAAUAUGGUAUAUAUGUUGUGUGUUUUCAGCAAAUCGUUGGAUCAUUAGUAUUAUGAGGUUUUUAUUACACCGAAUACCUUCUGCGCUUGUAGAUUUGUCAUUAUUUAUUUGUGGCAAAAAUCCAAAAAUGUUGAAAAUGUAUGCGAAAACAGAAAAAAUGACGGAUACGCUUAGUGUGUUUACUACGAAAGAGUGGAAAUUCGAUAAUAGUAAUACUAGAAAAUUAUGGACGUUACUAAGUCAAGAGGAUCGCAAGACGUUUCGCUUUAAUUUCGAAGGAUUUGAUUGGAGGCUCUAUACACGAAAUAUAGUCUACGGGGUUAGGAAACAUAUUCUACAUGAAGACUUUAAUAACAUAACAAAAGCAUUAUCAAAACAACGAAAGUUAUUUUGGUUGCAUCAUUUGUGCAUUUGUUUCUUUAUUUACAUCGUAUUACAAGUAUGUUGGAUGUUUGUGGUACUACUAAUGCAGACCUAAGAAUAAUGCGCUUAAAGAACUUCCCUCGUCAACUAUUAUUGUGAUUAUACAUUUUUUUUAUUAUCAUUAUUAUUAUUUGUAUUAUUUUAUAAUAUCGUCAAUCAAAUAUUAAUAUUCCCAAAUCAUAAUUCAAUAUCUAUUCAUGUACCUAUACACAAUAACAACAGUACCUAUACCUAUAAAAUUUAUAAAUCAGCACUAUUGUCCAUUUGUUACUAAACUUAUUUCUAAUUUUAUAACAAAGUUUAAAUAGUUUUGAUAUAUAACAGGCAUUGCCAACAUUAAUGGUUACCAAGAACCCAAAAUUUUAAAUUUUAAUAAUGAAUAAUAUUAAUUAAUAUUAAUUAUUAUUGUUAUAUUAUAAUAAGUGAAUUUUAAUCUCAUAAAUAAGACGCAGCAGGAUCUGACGAUGACGAGAGCCACAUUCGGCGCGCGAGCUGCAAGUA
Rhopalosiphum maidis (corn leaf aphid) is the source of this 1975-nucleotide messenger RNA. RefSeq names its product fatty acyl-CoA reductase wat-like. NCBI's taxonomy places the organism in Eukaryota, Metazoa, Arthropoda, Insecta, Hemiptera, Aphididae. Gene Ontology annotation, molecular function: alcohol-forming very long-chain fatty acyl-CoA reductase (NADP+) activity. Bases 225 to 1529 code for a protein of 434 amino acids. Gene Ontology annotation, biological process: long-chain fatty-acyl-CoA metabolic process. The transcript is spliced from 9 exons. Gene Ontology annotation, cellular component: peroxisome. The record is from RefSeq and is a predicted model, not a curated record.